Molecule: messenger RNA, 786 nt
Organism: Acaulospora morrowiae
Lineage: Eukaryota; Fungi; Glomeromycota; Glomeromycetes; Diversisporales; Acaulosporaceae
Source: the annotation of a GenBank genome assembly
AUGGUUCUCGUUGCCUUACCAAUUUUUCAAGCGGAUGAAAUCCUCAAGAUUUAUUUUGUGUACAAUGAAAUGAUUAUUUAUUAUUAUUAUUUUCGUUCGGAUCAUUGGAACAGGAAUUCAGAUUUGAAGCUCAUGACACCAUUAUACAUCCUUAUUCUUACGUCUUUUACAUUUGGAAUAUUAUACAUUGUCAUCUAUCAAUUCAUCGACACCGCCAACGAAAUAAUUGUUGAUGGGAUCGGUUGGCACUUUGUUGGUGUUGCAAUAUUCAAUGUCAUAUGGCUGGUGCUUGUGGUUAACGAGGAGUUGGUUUUAGCAUGGAUCACGAUAUUAAUCGUCGCCGCUCAACUUUCUUACAUUUAUUACAACUUAAAAUUCAAAUAUCCACCACUCAGUCGUUUUGACGCGACAUUCAUUCAUCUUCCGUUUAGCCUUUAUCACGCAUGGAUCAUGAUAAUUUUAACAAUAAGUACAUUUGUCGCAUUCAUCCCUGAUAAGGAAAAAGGAAGAAGUUCUGGUGUCCUCGAGGAAAUACUUGGGGUGUUGGCAUUGUGUUUCUUGGAAACAGCGGCGAUUGGUUAUAUCGAAAAAUCAAAGGGCGACCUCGCCAGCGCAAGCGUGAUUGCGAUAACUUUAUAUGGCAUCUCAUUUCAACAGGAUGAUGAUGCAAUCAUUCAUUGGGUUGCGCUGGUGUUCGCCGUCGUCAGUUCAGUUCACAUUUUGAAGACUUAUCUCGUAAAACGCCUACGCGAAAGACAAGAAGAACAUACUCCUCUAUUGGUAUGA